Molecule: messenger RNA, 1136 nt
Organism: Racocetra persica
Lineage: Eukaryota; Fungi; Glomeromycota; Glomeromycetes; Diversisporales; Gigasporaceae
Source: the annotation of a GenBank genome assembly
AGGCGAAUACAAAUUUACAAAAUCCAUCUGCAAAAAAUUCAUCAAUUUCACCAAUUAUUCAAAAGAAUUUAUCGAAAAGUUCUCAAAUAAAAAAUUCUAUCACGAGUAAAAUGAAUGCUACAAACACUUUUGUAAAAAAUUUACGAGAUUUUAUCAGUCGUCGUAAACCAAAAGCUUUAAGUCGUCAAUUCUUAAUAGAUCCGGAUCAUAAAGGGCCUAUUUUAGAUCUUCAAACAAAUACUCCUUAUGCAAAUAAUUCCAUUACUACAUCACGAUAUACGUUAUUAAACUUUCUUCCCAAACAGCUUUAUGCACAAUUUUCUAGAGCUGCAAAUCUUUACUUUUUAUUUAUGGCCGCUCUUCAGAUCGUACCAGAUUGGUCUCCUACUGGUCAAUUUACAACAAUAGUUCCUCUCAGUAUAUUCAUUUCUCUAUCUAUUGCUCGUGAAGGUUUCGAUGAUUAUCGAAGGCAUAAACAAGAUUUUGUUGAAAAUAAUAAAGAAUGCACUGUAAUGCGUAUAUAUAAUCCAAAUGGUCGAUUUGCUGUACCUACGCAGGUCAAAUGGAAAGAUUUAAAGGUUGGUGAUUUGAUAUCAAUUAAGGCCCAAGAAUGGAUUCCUGCAGAUCUAUUAUUACUUUCUUCUAAGGGUGAAAAUGGCGUGUGUUAUGUUGAAACUGCUGCUUUGGAUGGUGAGACAAAUUUAAAACAACGUAAAGCUUUGGAAGAAACAAAUUCAUUGUUGAAUUCACCUGAGUCACUUUCAGAGUUCAGAGGAAAGUUGUGUGCUGAAGGUCCUGAUCAGGAUUUAUAUAAUUUUAAUGGUUAUUUGGAAUUCAAUGACAAAAUUCUUCCGUUAUCCAAUAAUCAAAUCUUGUUAAGAGGUACUAUAUUACGUAACACUACAGAAGUAUAUGGACUAGUAAUUUUUACCGGUGAAGAAACAAAACUUCGUAUGAAUGCGUCUAAAAAUAUUCGAACAAAAGCUCCUAAUAUGCAAAGAAUAUUGAAUCGUGUCAUUUUUAUCAUUUUCUUCAUUGUCCUCUUAUUGGCUGCUACAUGCACUUAUAUGUCUUCAAAUUGGAUAAAACGUGGUAGAGAAAAUAAUUGGUACUUGAGAGAAAAUUUCCGAGAUAUG